GUGAAAGACUAAUAUAUGGAGCUAUACCACUAAACUGGUUUAUAUUUGUAGUGUAGUAUGAUGAUAUCAUAUGAGGGGCGUAUCAUGAACCUUGAGGCAUGCCUGGUUCGUGAUGUUUUUGCGGCAAUUGAAGUUGAUUGCUUCUCAACUUCUAGUAUGCUACAAUAGGUUUAGUAUGAUAUGUCCCUUAGGAAUCCAAACACGGAGAGUUUCCCAAGAGGAAUCUAGUAUGUAGAGGUAUCAGCAGAAAGUGGUAGCAGCAAUGAUUGUUUGGUUGGAGUAGCCAGUGUUGCUUGAUGUUUGUUUGCCAACUGCUUGUCAGUGACAAUGAGCUUUGCUGUCUUUGGAUCUGCUCAGUCACAAAGAGCUACAGUUACACCCAGCCAGUUAUGUGGCAGUUUUGAUUCGUCUAUUGAAUUAUUGAAACUAUGAAUAACCUAAUGCCUAUACUGCUCUGAAGAUCAUGCUGGAGAGACACACAAACCGCCACCGUGGCUUUGGCUUCGUGACGUUUUCAGAUCCACGGGCAGUUGAGGAAGCUAUCAAUGAUAUGCACAACAAAGAGUUGGACGGCCGUACUAUUUCAGUGAACAGAGCUGAGCCCAAGAUGAAUACAGAUGACACACGGUACACCAGUGGUGGUGGUGGCGGUGAACGUGGGGAUUAUCGUGCCCCCAAGGGUGAUGGUCCACUCCCUGGCAACUGCUUUGAGUGUGGCCGUUCUGGCCAUUGGGCCCGUGACUGCCCCAAUCCUGGCAGUGGUCGAUCUGGGCGUUUCCCUUCCAAGUUCAGUGGUGGUGGUGGCGGCGGCAGGGGAGACCGCUUUUCUGGAGCAGACAGGUUUGGUGAUCGUUAUGGGGAUGACCGCUAUGAUAGUGGCCGUUAUGGAUAUCGUGAUGCUGUUGACAGCAGAGACAGGUAUGACGGGGGCCGUGACCGUUAUGCCAGUGACCGGUACCCCGCUGGAGGUGAUCGCUUUGGUGCAGACAGGUAUGUUGCUGCUCCAGAUCGCUAUCAGCCAAGUGCAGGAUACGGCAGGGAGCGGGAGAGAAGCUAUGAGAGAGACCCGGUGCGUGGCAGCGGCGCCUAUGACAGGAGUGGCCCAAGGGGUGGUGCAAGCUAUGACAGGGAUGGCCCUAGGGGUGGCAUCAGCGGUGGCUAUGACAGGGAUGGUCCACGUGGUGGUGGUGCUGACUACGGCAGUGGAGGGCCUGCUCGCUACGAUGGAGGAAGCUACAGGGAGAGGCCUGGCCCGUACGAUCGCCCCAGCAGGGGAGGAGGACGCUAUGAGGAUCGCUUCUAGUGGAGCUGCUACAAGCAAGUUAUGUAUUUGCACUUUAAUCCUUUCAGUUUGGCAUGGGCUGAAUGCUUAAUGGGUACUGUGGAACGGUUAUCUCUAUUCUGUAUUACAGAUGGUACUCGCACUGGUUCAGUUUUAUUCAGCAGACUGUUUUGAUGCUGAGUUCAACCGUCA
Messenger RNA from Lolium rigidum, 1474 nucleotides. RefSeq names its product glycine-rich RNA-binding protein RZ1C-like. The record is from RefSeq and is a predicted model, not a curated record. Lineage: Eukaryota; Viridiplantae; Streptophyta; Magnoliopsida; Poales; Poaceae. The transcript is spliced from 3 exons. The coding region runs from base 464 to 1303 and encodes 279 amino acids. Gene Ontology annotation, molecular function: RNA binding; zinc ion binding.